AGCUGUAUAUAUAUAGCAUUAUUAGAGCCAAUACUCAAAGAUACAUACUAAUUAUAUGUACAACUAAUAAUAACCAAGCAAUAUGGCUACGAAGAAAGUUGUGCAACUUUUCCUAGCAGCAUUAUUAGUGUCACUAACCCUAGCCAGCUCCGGACAAAGUAUUACAACUGAACCUAUUUCAGAUGACUCCUACAUGGUGUCGGACGGCAUCUCAAGUGUCCGGCAACCGAAUUUGAUCUCUCUAAACCGGUUUUCGCAGUCAAAUAACUGCCACGAGUCGUAUGGAUUCUUACCAUGCACCACCACAGCCCUAGGGAACAUUUUCCUGAUUGUGGUGUAUGGUUACUUCAUGUUCCUUUCGGCUAAAUUGUUGUCCAUUGGAAGUGAGUUCUUGCUUCAGAUUCUUGGACCUGGUAUCAUUGGUGGUUUCCUUCUCCCUAUUUUGGGAGCCUUCCCUGAUGCUAUGAUCAUACUUGCCUCUGGACUAUCUAGUGAUAAAGAAACUGCUCAAAGGCAAGUCUCAGUUGGGAUGGGUCUCUUAGCUGGCUCAAAUAUUAUGCUUCUAACAGUUCUCUGGGGCUCCUGUCUUAUAUUUGGCAAGUGUGACCUCGAAAAUUCAAAGGCAGUAGAUCAUAAAGAUACCAAAGGAUUCAGCUUAACUGGAUCCGGAGUGAGCACUGAUAUAUGGACCAGCUAUGCUGGCUUUACCGUGGUUGUAUCUAUUAUUCCAUUCAUAAUAGUCCAGCUACCACUAGUCUUCAAAGCAACUUCUUUUAGUCGCUUAUCAGUUCUGAUUUCAUUCAUUAUUUCAGUCUCCUUAUUUAUUGGUUACAGUCUCUAUCAGAUCUUUCAGCCUUGGAUUCAGAAGAGAAAACUUGCUUAUGCCAAGCACAAGCAUGUCAUGUCUGGUCUUCUCAAGUCCUUGAGAAUGAAUUCAUUUGGAAAGCUUUUUACAGAGGAUGGUGAACCUAAUAAAGAAGUUCUAAAAAAGUUAUUUAGAACAGUUGAUCAGAAUUCGGAUGGAAGCUUAUCGGUGGAUGAACUUCGAGCUUUGAUCAUUGGAUUCCAACUCGAGGAGGAAGAUAUGAACGUUGAUGAUGCUGUUGCUCAAGUGAUGAAAGAUUUUGAUACAUCACAUGAUAAACAAAUUGAUGAGAUUGAGUUUGUCAAAGGAUUCACAAGAUGGCUUAACAAGAUUAAGCGUGCUGCAAUAAUGCACCAAGGAAGGGCUCUCCAAUCUCUUAGACUCUUGAAUGAUUUUGAUAUGGAAACAAGAAGAGAAGCAGAUCUUUAUGAGGAUCGGAGUGAUGAGGUUGUGGAAAAUGUUGACAAUCCCAAUUGUCAAAUAACCAAAGCAGUUCUCAUGCUGAUUCUCGGAGCUGUUGUUGCUGCUGCUUCUGCUGAUCCUCUGGUGGAUGCUGUCGAGAAUUUCUCGACCGCGACAAGCAUUGCGCCGUUCUUUGUGUCCUUUGUCAUCCUUCCUUUUGUUAGCUCUAGUGAGAUAGUAUCCACCAUGAUAGCUGUCAGCCAAAAAAGAAUUAGAACUACAUCUUUGGCAUAUUCAGAGAUAUAUGGGUCUGUGAUCAUGAGCAACAUUCUAACAGUGGCAGUGUUCAUGGGGCUUGUUUACAUCCGCAGCCUGGCAUGGGACUUUGCAUCUGAAGUACUAGUUAUUUUGAUUGUGUGCAGUGUCAUGGGAUUCACUGCCGGUUGUCGCACCACCUUUCCUCUUUGGAUGUCUGUGAUGGCCAUUUUGCUCUAUCCAUUCUCUCUUUUGUUGGUCUACAUCUUGAACUAUGUAUCUGGCUGGUCUUAGAUUUAGAUUAUUACUCCACUUUCCAGCCAAACAAAUCAGGCCAAACCCAUAGUUUAAUGCGGUUAAA
Molecule: messenger RNA, 1883 nt
Organism: Humulus lupulus (European hop)
Lineage: Eukaryota; Viridiplantae; Streptophyta; Magnoliopsida; Rosales; Cannabaceae
Product: sodium/calcium exchanger NCL1-like
Exons: 7
Coding region: 83-1816 (577 amino acids)
Biological process (GO): intracellular calcium ion homeostasis; calcium ion transmembrane transport
Cellular component (GO): membrane
Molecular function (GO): calcium:proton antiporter activity; calcium ion binding
Source: RefSeq, a predicted model, not a curated record